UUUAGUAAAUGUGAUAACAUUUGGCUGGACAGGUUAUGUUAGCAACAAUUAAAAUUCAUAUAAUGUAAUUGGUUUUUGAGAAUGAAUGUAUACAUUCUAAUUUAUUUUAAAUCCUGUUUGUAAUAAUUUAAAUUCAUGUAAUGUAAUUUGCUGUUGUAUAUGAACAUGUUUCAGCACCCAUCUAAGGUAAGGUUAUUGUAGAAAUUUAUUCAAGGAGGGUAUUGACCAUGGUAAAAGGUGAAUGUCAUAAACAUUUGGCUGGGAUAGGUUAUGUUAGCGUCAAUUUAAAGUCAUGUAAUGUGAUUUUGCUGUUGUACCUGUAUGUUCAUGUUUUAGCAGGUUUCUAUAAUGUAAGGCUAUGACCAUUUGUAUACUUAAUUAUUGAAGUAGUGGUAAAAAUCUGUGUAUAAAAGACAGAGGGUAUUCUCUAAUAUUCACCAGUCUUCAAGAUUUCAUCCCAGGACAAGAAGCUCAGUUCAACAGAAAUACUACCAAAAUAAAAUGUCGUACCGUACAAUUGCUUCAACUGAUUCAGAGAAUGAACAUUUUAGCGAAUCAAUUGAUAUAAGACCGUCUUUUUCAAAAACAAAACCUGGAUCAAAACGUUCUGCAGAAAAAACAAGUGUUAAAAAACCUAUGAAAAAGAAGCAGAAUAAAAUGAAUGCAUCAUACAGAGAUAAUAUCAGCGAACGCUUGAGAUCAGAAGAUUUUGAUGUUGAAGUAUUUAAUUCGCUAACAUUCAGACAAGGAGAUGGCGUUGUGACAAUAAAGACGCCUUUUGAAGAAAAAGGAAAGGAUCUUUGGGUGCUAAGUCAUUAUAAGGUUACUAACAUCGAGAAUGUACCAGUAAAGGACAGAUGGAAGUUCAGUGAAGCUACUGUUAGAUUGUACACGACCGACGAAUCAAAAGAUCAAACACUUCAUACUGGUCUUAAUGAGACAAUGCAAAUUAUAUUUGAUAAAUUACUAACCGAUCCAAAGCGUCAAACUAUUAAAAGCAAGACGGUUGUUUGAUUAUUAUACGGAAAAAUGAGUUUCAUUUAAUAAAACAAAAUAUUAUUAUACA
Metopolophium dirhodum (rose-grain aphid) is the source of this 1066-nucleotide messenger RNA. RefSeq lists its product as uncharacterized. NCBI's taxonomy places the organism in Eukaryota, Metazoa, Arthropoda, Insecta, Hemiptera, Aphididae. The transcript is spliced from 4 exons. The coding region runs from base 502 to 1014 and encodes 170 amino acids. The record is from RefSeq and is a predicted model, not a curated record.